Messenger RNA from Ilyonectria robusta, 2519 nucleotides. RefSeq lists its product as uncharacterized. The transcript has 2 exons. The record is from RefSeq and is a predicted model, not a curated record. Bases 96 to 2519 code for a protein of 807 amino acids. Lineage: Eukaryota; Fungi; Ascomycota; Sordariomycetes; Hypocreales; Nectriaceae.
CGCUCUACAACGCCAGCAUUCUCCCCCGGACUUCGGAAAGGAUUCUAAUCAAAGACUUUAUCCUCUCUCAAACCCAGUGCAACGAAACGCAAGAAAUGACUCCUUUCACUCUCAUGGAGGAUGAUGGAUCAUCAGAUCCUGUGUAUACCGCAACUGUCGAGAGCGUUAAAGAAGCCAUAGGUCACCCGCCAUGCGAGUGUGUCGACUGCCAACACGGGUUCUACACCGUUGAGGAACAGUAUGGCUCCGGUCUUUCGUAUCGCCGCAGGCUUUCCGACGCAGACGCGGAGCGCAGGGUGCUCUCGACCGUGAAGCAGAUUCACGAUCUGAGGGGCGCAUUGACAGAACGUCUGAAUGUCUUUGCUGAUGUCUUGCUGAGUCGGUGGAAAAAGCGAAGCCAAGCAAAGCGCGAGGCUUUGUUGAAGAAGGCGGCUCCGGACCUCGAAGAGAAGCAGUGGCUUAUCCCGCGAUACACCUACCUUCGCGAGAGGCUUAUCACACAUGCGAGGAGCCAGGAGCGGAGACGCCAACUCCUUUUGCCCUGGCUGAACCAUUGGGCAGCGUUCGAUAGCGGGCAACUCACUCUCAGUUGGGCAGCUGGAUACUUUGACGUCGACUUCUCGGCGAAAUCUGUUGUUAUGUAUGGAAAAAGAUAUGGGUCACUGGUGGACUGGGAAGAAAAGGCAGCCCAUCGAGCUGAUACCCUUGGGUUCCCCCGGGCAAUGUUGGUUCUUGAAGCGCAGGCAUACCUCAUGGAAGUUCUCUGCAGCAUCGUGGCGAAGAUCCUUGAUGGUGUCGACAACUCGCAACCCCCUCGAAUCGACAAGUGGAUAAAUCUCAUUAGCAACGCGGCGUUUAGAGAGACAGGAGUGGUGGAGUCCUGGUCUCCAUACACAAACCAAGCCUUCUCACCACCGCCGGAAUUUGACAGUAAAUACCUGGUCUCGCUCGCCAAGACUCGACUAGAUGCAACGGGAGAUCAUCUCUGGUACUUGCAGUGCGAUGCCACAUACAUACGGCGGCAUCUGAAGAUCAUGUUUGCAACCGAGAUCUUUAAGAAGGCCUCAGAUACCCAGAAAGGUGCGAUGGUUACGCAACGCAUCCGCUCCGAGGUGCGGAGUCACCAUUGGUGGCGCUGGAUUGAAAUGGAGUGCAGACAUGUCGACGCGGCUCGAGAGAGAUUUCGCGACAGCACAUAUCCUGGCGCCACCUUGCCGGUCUCCUACAACCGAGCUCUCGGAGCCCUGGAGCUUCUCCUUGUCAAUCAGGCCAUAUACAGAGCCAGCUGCCUUCGGGAACUCUUGCCGUACGUUCCAGGGCUUCAGGAACACUGGAUCUUUGAGCCUGGCGCGAAACAACCCAAUGCAAUUGGCGUCCUCCGCCGAAAGAAGUCUGCCAACACACAGGAGUGCCUCGCUAAUGACCGCCUUUAUUGGUGUCUGGUCCAGUUACUCGCGAAGCCCGACGACCAAAGGACGUUUGAUCACUCCAUGCUCUUCGCAAUGCUGCAGGAGCACAUGUCUAAUAACCCGUCUGAGAGGGCUAGACUGGAUGAGGUCAUCUACCAGCUGCUCUCGGAUCUCGCGACUUGCCAUGAAAUGAUCAUGGCUGUCCGUUUCCACAGACCGCAGAAUGCAGCGAGAACGUUUAAGGAGGUCAAAGAGACAGAAGACAGACACGUCUGGAGAUGGCUACGAUCCAGGAGUAGUAACGUGGAAGAUUUCGGCGACCCCCAAGGCAUCGGGAUGUCACUUUUCAAGGACUUCUAUCUUGCAAAGACACCGACAGGUCCAAAGACUUCUGUCUGGCUUGCGCAGUCCCAGGAGCUCCGCGCGGCUCUGGAGAAGUUCUGGGAGUCGAUAAGAAGAGCAAUCAGGAAAGACUUUGAAGACUCGGCUUUCGGUCCGGCAGAGGUCGAUAGCCUUCUUGAAGUCGUUUCGGCAAAUCUGAGUGAACAGUAUCUGCAAGACAAGCAGCGAGAAGAAGAUGCAAUUCUCGCUGCUAUCCAGAAAUCUGAUAGCCCACAACCCGCAACCAAUUUCUUUGACGGGGCCGAAAGCCGUUCAGCGACCACAACGAUUGCCCCGCGCCCAGAAAAGACAAAAACAAGAGGUAAACAAAAACACUCUGUCGGCGAUAUUACGCCGGUACAUGACAGCGCUCCAGGUGCACAAACGGAACCUACCGCAGUAUUCGAAGCUACCGCCAUUAAAGUGACGAAGCAAUCGUUGGACAUAUUUCUCUUGAUGUUCCCUGAGAAAGACGACGUUGUGAAGGACGUGUUAUGGGAUAGGUUCGUUCACGCUAUGGUAGAUGCGGGAUUCACUGCGAGGAAUAACGGCGGGUCGCCAGUGUCGUUUAAGAAACUUGACGGGGAGGGCAAGAUUGUCUUUCAUAAACCUCACCCUGUUCCCAAGAUUGAUCCUGUUAUGUUACGAGCCAUGGGUAAGAGAAUGGCGAAGUGGUUUGGAUGGAGGCGAGAGCAGUUUAUUUUACGCGACGAGACCACCCAAGCUUAG